Messenger RNA from Menidia menidia (Atlantic silverside), 3270 nucleotides. Lineage: Eukaryota; Metazoa; Chordata; Actinopteri; Atheriniformes; Atherinopsidae. The record is from the annotation of a GenBank genome assembly.
AUGCCAGAUCCUCAGGAACGCAUGCCCAUGCCCCACCUGCAUGCCAUCGCCUGCGGACAGGGCUUCUCUGUACGAUCCCAGUCCCUUCACUCUGUCGGCGGUGGGAGCAGCGGGGGAGGAGGAGAGGAGGAAGUGGGAAGUCCAACCUCCAGGAAGCAGCCUCCACCUAAACCGAGGAGAGACCCCGCCACCAAGCUAAGCAUGUCGUCUGAGGCGGUGGACCACAGUCCCAUGUCCACCUGCCGUGGGGAGAAGUGUGAUGGUGACCUGUCUCAGAUUGGUGGGAUCUCAGUGUGCACGCAGAUCUUCCUGGGCACCACGGCAACCAUCCCACAGAAACAAGACCCCCUGCAGCCCAACCAAUCACCACAUCACCCAGCCACUCGGGCCAAUGAGGCUCCAGAAAUGCUGAAGUCUGAGGUUUCAGCACCAAUCAUAGAGAGAUUGUGGGGGUGUCCCUGGCCGAGGGGAGGGAGAAGAGGGAGGGGGAGGGUGCUGCGGGUAAACACAUCCGGGCAGGAGGGGGAGGGGGAAAAGAGGAAGCAAAAGAGAGCUCAGGGCUGUAGUGAUGACUGCAGAAGAGUACCACCACCCAAACCCAAGAGGAACCCCAACACACAACUGAGUGUUUCCUUCGAUGAAUCCUACAUUAAGAGCCACGGAGGCAGUGGAAUCUGUCCGUCCAAACCGCUCCACCACACUACAUCCCCAAGUGAACGCAACCCAUCGCCUCCGCAGAGCGAUGAAAGCCCCACAGACGACUGCGAAGACGAACCAGUCUACAUUGAAAUGGGCGGGAUUGAUGUUGGAAUGAGAGAACCCUUGAAGAGUGAGGAUGAGGAGCCAGGAGAGUCUGUUUACGAGGAGAUGAAGUAUCCUGCUUUAGAUGAUAUGGAGUACCGCACUGACCCUGUGGGAUGUCGUUCAGCGUGCCCAACCCCAGCACCAUAUGACCCUGAGCCUCUGAGUCGCUGCUCCACGCCUCGAAACAUUCCCCUCUGUGAUAUCCCUGCACCUUUUCCCAAUUUACUCACUCACCGGCCUCCACUGUUGGUGUUCCCACCAGCACCAGCCCAGUGUUCCCCCAACUCUGAUGAGUCCCCCCUCACCCCUUUAGAUGUUUCCAAACUGCCCAUGCUGGAGAACCAGUCUUACAGCAAAUCUCCAACAUCCUCUUCUGAGCCACCCUCUUCCGCUCAUGUCCGUAGGGAGCUCACAGCCACUCCAACACUUACAGUCUCUGGUCGCUCCUCUGCACCUCCAUUACCUUGUACUCUCUAUAAAUCCUCGUCAUCGUCCUCCUAUCAGCGCAGUCACUCUGCUUGCCCAUCGCCCGUCAGUAUGGGCCGCUGUCUUACCCCUCUUAGCCUCAUGCGUACGCCUCCAUUUGAUACUCCGAUGCCAUUUCCCGGGGGGUUGCCACGUAGCGCCUCUGCCACCCCUCACGGCAAAGGCUCACCCCCUCAAGACAGCGUAGGACGACUUCAUGGCUCUAUGCAGAACGUGUCAACGGGACGUUCACGGACACCAACAAGCCCUCUGGAUGAGUUAACAAACUUAUUCACCACAGGCAGGAACAUGCUGAAGAAAAACACCAGUGGAAGAAAGUCUAAGGAACCUGGAGAGACUGAGUCCAAAAGCAAGUCUCACAGUGAGUCAAAGCGAGAGAGCAAAGAACGUCACAGUCACAGCAAAGAGUCCAAACGAGAAUCCAAAGAACGUCACAGCAAGGAGUCGUCUCAUCGAAGAGAUCGAGACAAAGAGAGGGCCAGCAGCAGCAGUGCGGAACCUGUGCUCCACAGGCGCAACAGUAAAGACCGCAAUUGUAGCACUGUAGAUACACCACCGGUUUCCAGAGACAGCAAGGACCUGGCCUGUGUGGAGUCCAUUCUUGUGAGACGGGACUCCAAAGACAGAGGCUGCAGCUCUGCCGAUUCCAUUCCUUUGAUGAGAAGAGAUUCUAAGGAUAGAGGCAUUAGCAAUGGAGACCUAAUGCCAAGGAGAGACAGCAAAGAUCGAAGUGGAGGACCUGGAAUGGAAACUUCACUAAGACAGGACAGCAAAGACAGAGACAGAUUUCUGGAUCAACCACCUGAGCUGUUACCGAGACAAGACAGUAAGGACAGGUCCAGAAAUGGUUCAGAUUAUCGGCAUGAAAGCAGAGAGAGACUGCUAGAUCACCCACCCGAGCUUUUACCCCGACAAGAUAGCAAAGAGAAAGCCAGGAACAGUGUGGACUCAAAGCUUGAAAGCAGAGACAGGCCAGCCGAGCUCCUGAACCGACAAGAGAGCAAAGACAGAGCGAGAAAUGGACUAGAAUACAGGCAUGACAUCAAAGACCAUCGUCCUGAUUUGCUACCUCGUCAGGACAGCAAAGAGAGAGAAAGGAGUGAUACUGAACAUCGGCAUGAAGGGAGGAUAGACCAACCACCUGAGAUCUUGCCCAGACAAGAAACAUCUAGAAACAACAAGGAUAAGGUUGAAUUCAAGUAUGAUGUAAGAGAUCGAAGCUGCCACAAUGGAGGAGAUCUGCCACCUCUUUUACCCAGGCAGGACAGUAAAGAUUUGAGUAGAACAGGCCUUGAAGUCCGACGGGACAGCAAAGACAGAAGUCCCAAUGGCUCAGAGCAACGUCAUUAUGAUGUCAAGAGCACAAAGAGCCCUUCUGCUAUGGAGCAUAGGUCUGAUAAUAAGGAGCGAGGAUUCAGGUCAGAUGGCACACCGCGGCGCGAUCACAGAGGAAAUCACAACGUGGACCAAUCAAAAGCACACGAGAGGAACGGUAGCACAAUGUCAGGGCAGCAUUCGUCAACGGCCACACCCACACACCACGGGAAGUCAUCCGGCAGCCCACCAAUGACCACGGGGACCGGAAACAAUUUCAAGACGUCAUCUAAGUACAGCCGCUCACCUUCAAUGCCUGCCAGCCCGUCAGCGAUGGGAACACCACAGAGGAGAGCUGCAGUGACACACCAGAGUCAGAUGCCCCAGAUGCCAUGGAUAUGUGGAGACACCACAAUGCUUGAACAAAUAGAGAGGAAGCGCACCCUGUGCAUGGAGAUCCGCUCCAGACAGCAUCCACACCUGCAGAAAUCUCUGGACAGGCCUCCACCUCCAGACAAGAAUGAGGACAGACCCCAGGAGCGGAGUCAGUGCAAGCAGGAAAGCACGUCUGUCCUCCCGGGUUGGGGAAAGGGCAAUGGAACGAAGAAGAUCCGUCCUCCACCUUACCCCACACAGAAAACUGUAUUCUGGGACACAGCCAUCUGA